Molecule: messenger RNA, 2514 nt
Organism: Pangasianodon hypophthalmus (striped catfish)
Lineage: Eukaryota; Metazoa; Chordata; Actinopteri; Siluriformes; Pangasiidae
Gene: pnpo
Product: pyridoxamine 5'-phosphate oxidase
Exons: 8
Coding region: 162-995 (277 amino acids)
Biological process (GO): pyridoxal 5'-phosphate biosynthetic process; pyridoxine biosynthetic process
Molecular function (GO): FMN binding; pyridoxamine phosphate oxidase activity
Source: RefSeq, a predicted model, not a curated record
CACAAGGUCGCUGCCAUCUUGCACCGGAUGUGACGUCGAGGGAUGCAGCGCUUCAUGCAUUUCCGCAGAGGACUAACUGAGCUUCAAAACAUUACCAUUACUUACUCUUCGACGCUUUACGUAAAGAUGUUGUGACGUGGUUACGUCACGGCCAUGACAGCAUGAGACGCUUGUUCAGCUUCAGCGCAUUGAAGUUUAUCAGCAAAACUCAGCAAAUCAUUCCGCCUGGAUAUUCCCUGUCACUUUCCCUCCGAGCCGUACCUGCUUCCUAUUUCCGCACCACAUCGACGGAUAACAGCAAACAAAUGGAUCUGAGUGACAUGAGAAAGAAAUAUAAAGGCGAUGAGGAGUCUUUCGAAGAGGAUCAGCUUACUUCCCUCGACCCUAUAAAGCAGUUUGGUGAGUGGUUUGAUCAAGCAGCAAAGUGCCCUGAAAUUGGUGAGGCCAACGCCAUGUGCCUUGCAACAGCAUCCAAGGACGGGAGGCCUUCUGCUCGAAUGGUGCUGCUGAAAGGUUACAGUAACGAGGGCUUCCGCUUCUUCACAAACUAUGAAAGCCGUAAAGGUAAAGAGCUGGAGAUGAAUCCCCAUGCCUGUCUUAUGUUUUACUGGGAACCACUGAAUAGGCAGAUUCGUAUUGAAGGUACUGUAGAGAGAAUCCCACGUCAGAAUUCUGCUGAGUAUUUUCAUUCGAGACCCAAGAGCAGUCAGAUUGGUGCAGUUGUGAGCAGGCAGAGCAGCGUGAUACCCAACAGACAGUACCUAAGAGAGAAGAAUGCAGAGUUGGAGGAGAAAUACAAGGACUCAGAGGUCCCCAUACCGGAUUACUGGGGAGGCUACCUUGUCAAGCCAAACCUGAUUGAGUUCUGGCAAGGCCAAACCAACAGACUGCAUGAUCGUAUUGUUUUCACAAGAAUCAAGGAGGGCGAGACUGAACUUCGAGAGAUGCAGCAUCAGGCUGAGGGAGGUUGGGUGUACCACCGCUUAGCACCCUGACAGGAAACCCUUAUCUUUUCACUCAAGAGAGUCAUCAUUGUAGACUAACUAUAGUACAUUAGGAAGUUAAGUGAAACACAGAUGCUUUUUAUUUUGGUAAGAUUCAUGAUGUGCCAUUUUGCUGUCAGAAAGUUGUAGUUUUAGACAAAUUGUUUUUGUACCGUAAAAUGAAUAGUUUUAAAUAUUUUAGUCUGUAAUUUGAGGUUCUUCAAUAGGAUAUUGCUUGAUAUGAUGGCUGUGCUACAUCCUAAACAUCAUAAACUAACACAAACAAAAAGUAGGCGACAUUUUAACUUAUUAUGGUACCUUGUAUUUGAGUAGAUUUUGUUUUCUGUCAAACAUAAAGCUGAUCUAGAACCCCUGAGAGUUGUGGUUUGUUAUCAUGCUCAUUUGCACAUUAGUAUUGCAAAGGUCAGCAUGGUGAUAAUGAUACACUGGGAUGCUCUAAUUGGGUGAUAUUGUCUUUAAUGUAGAUAAUCGCAUCAUUUAAGUUAAAAUACAAUUUACAAUUGUGCUUUCAUUAUUUCAUUUUUUAGUUACAACUCUAAUAGCAAAGAAAUAAUGACCCAGUGAUAGCUCAUGCUGAUCUGACCCACUAGGAAUAACGGUGAUGAAUUCGUCUGAAUCCGUGCUGCCAGAUUACAACCAUAACUAGAAGAGGCUGCAUGUUUACCGCUGGGCCACUUUCAGCCCAAAAUUGAAAUGCAGCACAAGCAUUGUUGCAUUUCAUCCAUAUUCCAUAAGUACAUUUGGACCAGAUUUCUUUGCUAUUACAGCAGUAAUAUCCCUAAAUGGAAUACCUGUAGAAACUUCAUUUCUGCAAGUUAUGACUGCCAUAAGAUAGAAAUGUAAAUGAUUUUACCUGGUAAAGGAUCUCAACUGGUUCUACAAGAAAAUUUCUGCCGGUCAAAUAGAAAUGAACAGAGACCGCUACCAACCUUUUUUAUCCAUGAACAUUCAAGUAUUACUGUAGUGCAGCAAGUUCCUCUAGCGGCAUACAGACGGUGACAAAUUAAUGGAAAAAAAUUCUACAAGUCCCUGGAACUGUACUGAAGUGAUGAACAUCAUUCCUCUAAAAUUAUAUUCCCUCAUAGGUGUUCAGUUGAGUUGAAAUCUGGUGACUGUUAAAGCCAUACCAUUUGAUUUACAUAAUUUUUCUGGAUAAAGGUGAUGAGUCAGAAUAACCCAAACCCAAACCAAAUCUCCCACAGCAUAACAGAGCCACUGGAAUUUCCUUUAAUUUGUCCCCAGCAUGUGUUUGUGGAUUUAAGAGAAAUGUGUUGAUCAGCAGUUGGUAGGCCAGUAGAUGGCAGUGCUAUAGCAAAUGAUACUGCAGUUAAACCCUAUGUGCAGUUUAUAGAACAGUUUUUGUCAGUCACUUGAUUUUAUUAGGCUCAUUUGAUAAAACAGUAGGCAAACAGUAGGCAACACCAGCACCAACGUAUAUCUGUUGUAUUUAACCACAUGUACAAUAUCUGCCCUUUGUAAAUAUCCUGGUGUAUUAAAACAUUGAAAAUGG